AUGUGCCGCAUGUUAGUGUUUUAUUUAUGCUCAUUAUUUCUGUUCACUUCAACAUCUCUACAAGAUGUUUCUUUAUCAAAAAAAAUAACAAAAGUAACAAAACAAUUGAAUGCGAAUUUAAGAGAUAUAAAUUAUGAAAUAACUAGUAUAACGUAUUCUGAAGAUGUUUUGAAAGACAUAAAAGAUGAAUUGAAGGAAGAGAAACAAAUUCAAUCUUACAUAAUUGAUAAGUAUGAACACUGUACAACAAGUCAACGAAUGGGCGAGUUGGGUCAGUGGGCAAUAAGAGAUUUGAAUAAACGUAUUAAUACUUUAAAAACGGAUUUCUACAAAAACCUCACCAUGUCAGAAAUAUGGAAGAAUUGUUCUGAUAUUGAUAAAAUCCAACUAAUAAACAUGGGAAAUUUAGGAUGCACUAAUGAAGGACAUACAGCUAUUGGAAAUUUAGAUGAUACGAUUAUCAUGCUAAAUCGUCACGUUCGUGCAUUCAAUUACUAUCUCGUUGAACGAGCUUUUCUACAAGAUAUUCACUAUCGACUUGUUUCAAUGAAUAAAUUACAUGAAAUUAAAUAGAAACGAAAGUGAUCUUCACUAUUGAAUAUGAUUACUAAUUGUUUAAUCUAAUCAUAUAUUGUAACAAUAACUUUUCUGUAAUGCUAACGAAUUAAUUAAUUCAUUAACUGCUAAUAAAAU
Molecule: messenger RNA, 693 nt
Organism: Schistosoma turkestanicum
Lineage: Eukaryota; Metazoa; Platyhelminthes; Trematoda; Strigeidida; Schistosomatidae
Source: the annotation of a GenBank genome assembly